Seriola dumerili (greater amberjack) is the source of this 738-nucleotide messenger RNA. RefSeq names its product membrane spanning 4-domains A15 (gene ms4a15). Gene Ontology annotation, cellular component: membrane. The transcript has 7 exons. The record is from RefSeq and is a predicted model, not a curated record. Bases 1 to 654 code for a protein of 217 amino acids. NCBI's taxonomy places the organism in Eukaryota, Metazoa, Chordata, Actinopteri, Carangiformes, Carangidae.
AUGCAGAACAACCAGAUCGUGGUAGUUGCAGCAACUUCUCAGAAACAGGAUCUUUGCUGCAGUCCGGAGUGCGGCUCGGUGUACCGGGAGCUGAUGCAGACUAGUGUCACCACAGCUCUUGGGACGAUACAGAUCAUGGUGGGCCUGUUCAACAUUGGGCUGGGGCCAGGACGAACCAGCACACAUCCUGGAGAUUUGACCGGCUUGGGAGCUGCUUACUGGCUGGGUGCUGUGUUCAUCGUUACUGGAAUCUUUUCCAACUUGGCUGGACAGUUCCCUUCUUCAUGUUUGGUGGGCUUCACUGUGUUCAUGAACAUUGCUGCAGCAAUCUUUGCCAUCACUGGCAUUGUGCUGUACGCCAUAGACCUGGGAGACGCCUCUCUCCUCUGGAUGUGUGAUCGCAGCACCAACAGUGAUGAUCAUUAUGGUGACAACUGCAGAAACGUGGCGCUCUUUGCCCAGAGGUUAUUAAGAUCCAUGGAUAUCACACUGAUCACCGUCGCUCUCCUUCAGCUGUGUGUCAAUAUUCGCUUUGCUAUUCUGGGCAUCAAGGCUUUGACCAGUGAGAUGAGGAUGGAAGAGGGUGACAGAGAUGUUGAAGGAACUUCUCCUGACCAGUCCUGGUGCUUAAAACCAUUUGAGCUGGACACCUGAAUGCAUGACUAUGAAUAGACAGCGAGACAUUACCAAUUAUACUGCUCAUGCUUUUUAAGACCUGUGAUGUAAAAGUAUACUUUU